AUGGGCAAUUCAGCAGCUACAUCACUGAUUAAAGAACUCCACAAGGAUCUCUCUAAGGGCAUUCAAUACCAAGCAAGUAAUUUGCCAAAGAACAAUAAGCUCUCAAAGUUCUUUGAAAAAUUGGAUAAGGAUAAAGAUAUGGUACUAUCCAAUGAGGAAAUUGCCGAAUUUCUCGAAGAUUUAUUUUACUUUGUGUGGCAAAAGGCAGGAACAAAGAGAAUGGCACCAUGUUUGGUGAGUAAUGGAAAUAUUUCGUAUUAUGUUGCAAUGGAAUUUGUCGUACCACCAACUCAAGAAAAGAGAAACAAAGCUUUGGCCAUGAUGUUCCAAUUUAUGGAUUUGAAUAAUGACCAAAAAAUUGAUAGAAGUGAAUUCAUUGAUGGAUUACAGAACUUGUUGAAAUGUGUUUUGCUUGAACCUGUUUUUGCUGAGUAUCAAGUUGAAGGAAGCAACGAUUCCUCCAACAAGUAUUCAGUCAAUCAAGGUUAUGAAAUAGUUAUGAAUUGUAAUAGAGAUGGUGAUGUCCCAAUACUUGAUGAGGAAAAGAUGUGUUUGUUACAAGAACAUGGAUUCGAAUUUACUCAAAUCACUGAAGAAGAAGCAAAGGAAUACAAGAGAAACCAAGCUGAAGAUAUCAGAAAUGAUUUUUCCAUAGCCAUUGAUUUCUCUCAAAUGAAAGAAUCCAUUUCCAUUAUGGACAAGUCUCAAAUUCCUUUCGAAUUGUGUAAAUUAUUCAGAAGUGUUGAAAAAGCAGCAAACCCAGAACCAAAGGAAGCUAACAAAUACGUUGGGUUUAUGCACGACUCUAAGGCAAAGAAAUGGGUAAUUGUUGAAGAGGAUAGUAUUGGAAGAGACUUGUCAAAUAUUUACCUCCCUGUAAAGAAAGGAGAUGUGUAUAGAUUAUACAAUGACAGAGGGUAUUUCUGGUUAAUUGGACAGGAUAGAUUAUUCACACUCAAAAGAGGAAUAGUUUCAAAAGAUAUUCUGAGAGAAAUAACUCAAGAAGAAGCAGAACAAUUACUGAAGAAAUAA
This is a messenger RNA of Naegleria gruberi, 1032 nucleotides long. RefSeq lists its product as uncharacterized. NCBI's taxonomy places the organism in Eukaryota, Heterolobosea, Eutetramitea, Acrasida, Naegleriidae. Bases 1 to 1032 code for a protein of 343 amino acids. The transcript has a single exon. The record is from RefSeq and is a predicted model, not a curated record. Gene Ontology annotation, molecular function: calcium ion binding.